GUUCCUCUUUCAAUAUGAAAGUGCACAACUGCUCGCCCUCCCCCUCAUUUGUCAUGCAAAAUUGCAAGUCCACCCUUUGCCUGUUAGCACUGUUUGCAUGACAGACUCCGGAAUUUUUAUUUUAUCCAAAACAGCAGUACGUACAAUCCUCUAGCAAUUUGUCAAGCAAAAGCUGCAUCUUUGCCAGCGCUUGUGUUGCUCUACUUCAUGCCAACAUACAAAUGAGGGGGGGGGGAGUUCUUGUGCCUUCUCAUAUUCAAGGUGCGGAGUCGCUCCUGGUCCCGCACCCGCAAACCGCACAGCUGCUGUCGCGCUACUGGCCGACUGUCACGAGCACGGAAGCCAUGUUUGAGAACGUACAAGACUUGGCGUCGCUGGACGUGUCCUCGUAUGAGGUCGGCAGUGUGACCACGAUAUCACACAGAAAAAAGCUGGCAGGGCAUAUUUGUAAAAUGCAAAAAUAAAUACACAGAAAAAUCUGUAUUGCGUAUCCGAAACAGCAUGCUAUGGGGCCACCCACGACAAAUUUUUCUGCAUAUUUAUUUUUGCAUUACAAAUAUGCCCUGCCAGCUUUUUUCUGUGGGAUACACGAUGCGCCGGAUGUUCCAGAGCGCCAAGUCGCUGACCAACCUCGCGGGGUUGGGCAACUGGGCCACAAAGGUGACGCAAGUGACGGACCUCGCCUAUGCCUUCGCAGGACUCAGUGCCCUCGAUACCGCGGAUUUGAACACGGUUUCGGCUACCUACGCAGCGACUUCGCUUGCAUCCUGGCAAAUCACGAAAGUGAAGACGCUAAAGGCGACCUUCAAGGACAGCGUUCUGGCGAACUUCGAGGUGCCGUUGUGGGAUGUUUCGCAGGUGACUGAUUUCGGCGACGCGUUCGCCAACGCCACGACAUUCGACCCGGAUGUGCGGGAGUGGGAUGUGUCCAGUGGCCGCGACUUCACGCGGAUGUUCCAGAACGCGCGAGCCGCACAAGCCCAGACGGGCAAGUGGGCCGUGAGUAAAGCGACCACGUUCGAGGGCAUGUUCCAGGAUGCGAUCGUCGCGGAGCCCAACGUGACCCUUUGGGACGUGGGUGCGGUGGGCGUGAUCUCGGACAUGUUCGACAACGCGCGCCGGGCCAAGCCCUGCGUCUCGCACUGGGUCUUCGGCGCGGCCAAGCUGGUGCGGAUGCGGAACGUGUUUCGGGAUGCGGUCUGUGCCUCCCCGAACGUGGUGGACUGGGACCUCUCCGGCCUCGUGGACUCGCAAGACUGGGCGCUGAACACGGCACACACCGCGCUCGAGUGUUUGACAACCGCGGACGGCAGUGCGUACGAGCUCAGUUUUGAGAACCAGGGACACCGCGCGGACAACAGCUGUCCCACGGACGAUCCGUUCCGCGUCGAAAUCGAAGUGACCAAUGAUCGCGUGAACACCACCCUGCAGCUCCCACUCCACGGCAGUCCCACGCUAACCAAGACGAACGCGGGCGGGGUGUCCGAAACGCUCAACACGUACAAAUUCACCGUGUACUGGGGUGAGGCCGGCCACUCCCCCACACUGCAAGAGGUGGUCACCAGUCACCGCGGAGACUUCGCGUUCACGCACGCGUAUCGGCAGGCGGGCCGCUACCUGGUAACCGUGCGGGGAGUGCUGGACCCAGGUUGGGCCGACGUGCAGGAUGACGCUGCGGUCGUGGACCAGGUGGUCGCCUUCAAGAAGUCGUUGCGCGACGUGAAGCAACUCGGACAGUCCAUGCACCACCUGAUACCCAGGCUGUUUCAAGAGAGCUCGGAACUGACAGAGAUGAAAACCGACCACCGCGCUUUUCUGUACGCGUGGCCGCGAGUCACCUCGCUGGUGAAGAUGUUCGACAACGCGCGGGAGCUGCGGACGCUGGAUGUGGGCACGUGGGAUGUCGCGCAGGUCACCUCCCUUUACCGCACCUUCCACCAAGCUCUCAAGCUGGAGAACGUGACCGGGUUCGACACCUGGGAUACCUCCUCCGUGCGCACCACGGAGGAGACCUUUCUCUACGCGCAAAGUCUCCGCACCUCGGGCUACCACGAGGCGGUUCCCGACGUCAACGCGAACGGCCCCAGCGCGGGGCUGCAGGUCACCGUCGACCAGAAGCAGGGGGUGGCGGCCUGGGCUCUGGGUCAGGUCACCACCAUGCGCCGCAUGUUCGCUUACUCGAACGUCGGCCAGUGGGACACGACCCUGUGGAACGUCGCCAAGGUGACGGACUUCUCGGAGAUGUACUUCUACGCGCC
This is a messenger RNA of Amoebophrya sp. A120, 2258 nucleotides long. NCBI's taxonomy places the organism in Eukaryota, Dinophyceae, Syndiniales, Amoebophryaceae. The record is from the annotation of a GenBank genome assembly.